GGUUCGCGCGAGCGGGGCGCGAAUACGAAGGAUCUAUACGUCCGGAGCCUCAUCGAGCCCAUCGACGCCGAGCGCGCGCAUUGCAUUCGGGGCAAGCUCGUUCUAGCCGGGCGUCGUGGAGAUACCGAGCCUGCCAGGACGUCGAAGUCAGGGCACCCCGUGCUCAGACCCAUUAUCAACCUUGCCCCCAUGAACCAGCGCCAGCGACCGAUCAACAGCGACAUUGCCCAGAUGAGCACGGGCGCCGCUCGGCAGACGCUGGUCUUCGAGGACGAGAAAGUCCCCCACAUCUCGGGUGACGACUUGGCAUGCUCUUUCUACCUUUGCCUGCUCCGGGCCUGCUGGAAGCCAUUCUUCGCCCCUGGACGCCAGGUCGACAGUUGCGCGAUCAUCCCAGGAGCCCAGGGCAGGGCGCGCAUGACCUUAAAAUGCCUACCGAUGGGGUGGUUGUCGAGCGUUGGCGCAACGCCGCUUGCCAGCGCACGUCUGCGCGCCGAUGCGGAAUUCAACAAGUGCCGCACAAGCCCGGCGUCUGUCAUGAAGGGUCGCCACGGCGCCCGGCACACGCACGUCGACGAUUUCAGCGCGUUCGAGAUCGCUCUGCGGCACGCGGACCC
This is a messenger RNA of Prorocentrum cordatum, 617 nucleotides long. The record is from the annotation of a GenBank genome assembly. NCBI's taxonomy places the organism in Eukaryota, Dinophyceae, Prorocentrales, Prorocentraceae.